AUGGUUAAGAAAAGGGAGAUACAAGAACUGAACAGAUUACAAGAAGGUUGGAAACCUUACUAUGUCUAUUGUACCUCCUCUGGUGACCUCCUGGUUAUCAUGGACAGUGAUGAUGAGAUACAAUCAAAAAUUAUGUUUACAGAGAAACAAACCAUUCAAUUUGAUAGUGAAGGUAAACCAUUGUUUUCCUAUAUGGCUCGAUUUAAAUUAAAGUAUGUAAGCGAGAACAGAAACCUGGAUAUCUGUGUAGCUGACGGUGUAGCUAGAGCAGUAGUGGUGGUCAAUCGGGCUGGGAAACUCCGAUUUACAUACACUGGAUAUCCCUCGACUAGCACGGGAUCUUUUGAUCCAUAUGGCAUCACCACAGACAGCCAAAGCCAGAUCCUUGCGGGGAUUGCGCCAAUAACUGUAUCCAUAUCCUAG
Messenger RNA from Saccostrea cuccullata (small rock oyster), 423 nucleotides. RefSeq lists its product as uncharacterized. The record is from RefSeq and is a predicted model, not a curated record. NCBI's taxonomy places the organism in Eukaryota, Metazoa, Mollusca, Bivalvia, Ostreida, Ostreidae. The coding region runs from base 1 to 423 and encodes 140 amino acids. The transcript has a single exon.